UAAACAUUAUACCUAUGAGCAUUUUCUAGACCUGUGUCAAAGAAUCUUUCCAGACUGAUUGUGCGUCUGUAUCAAUCUGUGCAACUUGAGCCAAUGAUGCCACGAGGCACGAGCAAGAGUAGUGGAAUGACAACUAUCCCGUUGAAACGAAAGGACAAACGAACGCGAGCAUAUUUUCCCAAGACAAGAACUGGUUGUUGGACUUGCAGAAAACGACGAGUCAAAUGUGACGAAAAAAAGCCAGAUUGUGCUAGAUGUGAGGCUUCGGGUUUCAAAUGCGAUGGGUACUCUGUAGACGCAUUUUCACAUGCUCACAGGCGCGCAAUUGUUGUUCAGAAACCGCAGCCAAAGAGAAAAUCUAGUGCAACUCAUCGUGCUAUACUACCCUCGAAAGCCCCUAAAACAGCUCGUAUAAACAUACGAGUUCUGCGACCAAGGAGUCCCAUCGUCGAAACCGAACAAGAAUACCGGUACUUUUGUUUCUUCACGGAAAGUACUACACAACGGCUAUGCGGAUUCUUCGAAUCAAAACUAUGGAGUCAUCUAAUGUUGCAAGCUGGCGAACAGGAACGGCCAAUUCGGCAUGCUAUGAGCGCUAUAGGGGCUCUUGAUUUGAUAUUGCAUACGAAAGAGCAAAAUCCACGAUCACCCGUUGCAAGGUCAACUAUAGAGGACCAUCAUAUGUUCGCUAUCAAACAGUAUGAUAAAGCAGUGAAAUUGAUGAAGGAAGAUAUCGCUGAAAGAGGCCAUUCAUUAAGAACAGCCUUACUCUUUUGCUUGCUCAUUGUAUGCUUUGAGAAUCUUUAUGGGACACAACAAUCCGCUACUGUACACAUCAUAGCUGGAAUCCGUCUAAUAGAAGCAUAUCAUCAUGAACAUACAUCUAGAAGCGACGCACCUCAUCUGCAAAAGUCUGAGGAGUCCGAUGCUUCGACCGAUUCGGUUACUUUUGGCAUAGCUUCUCCGGUGCCAAGUGACGUAGAAGAUGAAAUCUACCAGGCCUUCGGCUUACUAGAAAUCGCUUCGUUGAGCUUCAAUGUUGACGGUCGAGGCAUGGCCUACCAUAUGUUAGCUAAGGAUUCUGGAUCCUCGUGUGUAAAGAACAUGCCUUCUCGAUUUGCAUCUCUCCCGGAAGCCAAGGCCUAUUGGGAUCUCAUCAUGCGUCGUCUUUUGCAUCUUUUGCCCACGUUGAAUACCGCACAAGCAACAAUGCGCGGCUACGAGGAUGAUAAUGAGACAGCUAUCAUGAAGAAACCUUCUUCAGCUGUGAUUGAAGAACAAGAGAGAUAUCUUGCCGAAUUAGUUUCUUGGCACGAGGCUUUUACACCAAUCUUGGAAAAAUGCCGUCUCUUCCCGAGAAAGAGAGAUUUUGCAGGUGCCACAAUCCUAAAAUUGCGCUGGAUUCUCUGUCGCAUUGCCAUUAACUCCGCAUUGAUCCCAUCGCAAGUCGCUCUUGAUCAGUACUUGGAAGAUUUCCGCGAAGUCCUUAAUUCAGCAAAAAGCUUAAUGUCUCAUCCAGCAUGGACAGGCAAGUUCACAUUUGAUUCUGGAAUCAUCAGUCAGAUAUAUGUUGUUGCACUCAAAUGUCGAAAUUUUCCAAUUCGAUCGGAAGCUAUCUCAUUGUUAUUGUCGAAGUCAUGGCGCGAGGGGGUGUGGGAUAGUGCUGUGGCUGGCAAUAUUGCUAGAGCAGUUGUGGGCUUGGAAGAGGAAGGUAGAGAAGCUGGCUUCAUACCUGAGAGUAAGAGAGUGUAUCAGACCUCUAUGCGAUUCGAUUUACAAAAGCGGAUUGGAACAGUGAAAUGCUUUAGAAAUAUUAGUAACCCAUCCGAAAGAGAGCACCCGAUUACGAAGAGCAUAAAGUGGUAAAGCCAUGAUAAUUGGCGAUCAUCUCUACAAAGCACAUGUUUGCUUGAGGCUUACAUUGAAAGGAGGAUGGAAGGGGUACCUACAAAUAACAUGGUGGAUACUCAAUCUGAAGUUGAGUUGGACCUUGUAACUUUAACGAUGCGCCAAUAAAACCGAGAACAUAUCAAAAAUAAAGCAUGUGAUCGGCGUGAGGGCGUUGAUGAUGGAAAGCGGUCCGAGCCGGCUUCAAAGAUUAGCCGACCCCAUACAUAUAACCAAAUAUGGCGACAAACAUUUAAGCACCCCCACGUCUCGUAUGGCGCAGCGGUAGAGUUCAUCAUUCCCGAGUAAUGUUGUCCGCCUCUCUACUUGCAUUGGCAGGGCUUCGUCAGUGACAACGUAUAUAAGACCUGUCUGAACGCAAGUUCAGUCAGGGUAAAAACGAUUUGGUUCAUUGGGAUUCUAGGCGUCCGGGCCUAGAGUUUUGCCAUUUUGGAAUCCAUUUUUGUGGGGCCUAGUAAUAAUGGUUGGUCAGCAGUAGCAAGUGAAUACUACUAGGUAGGUAUAUUAUUGUUGUUUCAAGGAAGGCUGAAAAGUUUCAUUGGAGUACGGGUUUAUUGGCGGUCAAGUGUUGAAAGUUCACUUCAAUUUUUGGAUCAUUUUUUGUGGAUACUAUAUUUUGUAUUAAUAGUCGGCUCUUCAAGCGGCCGGCUAUUACCUUCUCACUCAAAAAUAAUAUGGUCUAUUUAUCUGCUGUCUAGAAUCUAGUGCCUAGGCUAAGAAUCAAUAAUUGGGGAAGUCUGCAUUCCAAGGUUGUAUAUGUUAUUUUCAUGUGGCUAUGUUGAAGUUUGGCAAUAGGUACUAGGUAGGUGCCCAGAUGCCAUGCACGUUGAAGAAAAGAACAACCUUCCAACGUUAUUAGUGAUAUAUUUUGGUUCUAUGAUUUGUUUCCAUAUAUUCAUUGUGUUCAUUGCAAUCUGAAAUAAAACCUGAUA
This is a messenger RNA of Botrytis deweyae, 2840 nucleotides long. RefSeq lists its product as uncharacterized. The record is from RefSeq and is a predicted model, not a curated record. Lineage: Eukaryota; Fungi; Ascomycota; Leotiomycetes; Helotiales; Sclerotiniaceae. Gene Ontology annotation, molecular function: zinc ion binding; DNA-binding transcription factor activity, RNA polymerase II-specific. The coding region runs from base 94 to 1866 and encodes 590 amino acids. The transcript is spliced from 4 exons. Gene Ontology annotation, biological process: regulation of DNA-templated transcription.